Cinara cedri is the source of this 3475-nucleotide messenger RNA. The record is from the annotation of a GenBank genome assembly. NCBI's taxonomy places the organism in Eukaryota, Metazoa, Arthropoda, Insecta, Hemiptera, Aphididae.
AUGAGCGUAAACGUAAAUCGUAAUGUGAGUGAUGCAUUCUAUCGGUAUAAAAUGCCUAGACUUAUGGCCAAAGUCGAGGGCAAAGGUAAUGGCAUAAAAACAGUCAUUGUCAACAUGGCUGAAGUGGCCAAAGCAAUAGGAAGACCGGCUACAUGUAAUUGAUUGAUAAACAUUUAUAUCCUAUAUAAUGGAAAUAUAUUAAUCUAACUUAUUUAUUGUUUAUUUUUAUUAGAUCCAACUAAGUUCUUUGGCUGUGAAUUGGGCGCUCAAACUCAAUUUGAUUUUAAACAUGAUAGGUUUAUUGUAAAUGGAGCUCAUGAUGCUAGUAAACUUCAAGUAUGCAAAUAUUGAAAUUUACUUUAUUAUAUUUUAACUAUGCGCAUAAUUAUUUAAUAUUAAUAACAAUUCUGUUUUAGGAUCUUUUAGACGGUUUUAUUAGAAAAUAUGUUUUGUGUCCGGAAUGUGAUAAUCCAGAAACCGAAUUAAUGAUUAGUACUAAAAAAGGAACGAUACAUCAAGGUUGUAAAGCUUGUGGAAAUUAUUGCUCUUUGGAAUCUAAUCAUAAACUGAACGCUUACAUAUUGAAGAAUCCACCAAGUGUGUUAUGUUUUAUUUAUUUAUUUAUUAUAAUUGUGAAUUUUCAAUUUUAUUUAUUUAUUUAUUCAUAUUCAGUUUUUAAAGGCCAUUAAGGCUCAUUGUCGCAACAUAUAUCUGUUUCCACCCUCUAACCUGAGUCUUGAAUUCUUGCUGACUUAGUCUCUGUGCUUUUGUUUAAAGUUACCAUUUCAGAACCUGCCAUUAUUUCUUCUGAUAUACAUAUGUGACUAGGUCAAUAUAAUUCUUCCGUGUCUCAGAACUGUUCUUAUAAGUAGUUCCUUGUAUAACUGUUGUAAUUUUGUAUUUGUCCUUAUAUUGUAUUAUUUAUUGAAUGAUAUCAUUUUGUUUUGGCCCUAUUGUAUUAUUUGUCUUUUUUAAAUUACUGCUAUUUUGUCUUAAUCCCUUUUGGCUGUCAGCCAUAUAUUGUGCCUAUACAAGAGAACUGGUCUAAAAACUACAUUGUAUAAUAUGGUUUUUUAUUUAAGUGAUAAUUGUUAUGAUUUGAAGUUAACUGUUAGACCAUAAUAGUACUUAUUUACUGCUUGUUUUUAAUCGAUUUCAUCAUGGUUGUUAUUUGUAUCAUUUAUCUUAAAACCCAAAUGAACUUAUAAAUUCUUGCCUCGAGGUAUUCUCUACGAAUAUCCUAUAAUCUAAAAAUCACCAUAUAAUUGAUCUUUGGUUCAUUUAUUUAUAGUCCAAUAUUUACCUAAUUUUUACUCUGGUCUUAAAAUGAUGAUGUCUUUUGCAUAAUAUGCUAGUAUUCCACACUUGCUUACAAUGUUAAAUCCUCUAGUUAUUCUGUGUUUCUCUAAUGGUUAUUUUAGUGAUACAUUGAUAAAUAUCAAUGACGGGCAAUUUUUUUCUGCCUGUGGUUCCAUUAGAGUAAUUUCAACCUUAAACUCAAUUAGCAUGUGCUGGUUAAAUUAAUUUUUUCACAUUAUUCUAUUGAUACCUAAUUAAUCAAUCUUAAUAUUUUUCUAUUUACCGAUUUGUAUGGCAGUAUAAUUUUUAGUCCCCAAUUGAAUUAAUAGUGUUUUUUUUCAACUAACAGCUUGAUUAUGAGAACUUCAUUUAUGGUUGAUUUACACUCCAUAAAUCCACAUUGAUAAUAUUUUUAGUUUAUUUAGUAUAGAAAUGGAUAAAAAAAAUUCUCUUUCAUUAAUUUUGCUCUAUACUUAAAUUUAGUUUGCUUAAAAAAAAUGUUAAGGUUAGGUUAUGCAUUUCAAACAUUUUUUCCAUUUCUUGCAGUCAAAUUUAUUUUCUUAUUGUACUGUUAGGUUUCCUUCUCUAAAUUUUAAGUGUAUAUUAUUCACUUACUAUUAUUAUUUUAUCUUUUUCUAAUUUCUAUAUUUUCUAUCUCUGUUGCUACUUUUUUUUUUUAUUAAGUUUAUUAUUAUAUUUGUUGAUACAUAUUUACAUUUCUUUUCAUUUCAGAUUUAAAUCCAGCUGCUCAAGGAUCAUCAUUAACCGAAGGAAAACGAAAUAAACGGUCUAAGAAACAUGGGGGUGAAAAUGGCGAAGGUGGUAGAUCAAGUUCUCCAGAAGAAGGAAAUUCAGAAUUAAUUGUUCAAGCUCCUGAAAAAUUAGCUGAGGACAAUGUAAGGUUUUAAUUUCUCUAUAAUACAAUAAUUUAUUACAUUUUGUUUAAAACUCAGGAUGGUGAUGAUAAAUGGGCUGUUGAUGUCUCUGAAGAAGCAGUAAGAGCUCGUAUGCAAGAUUUGACUGAUGGUGCUAAAGGGUUAACAAUUGAUGAAGAUACAGAUAAGACUGAAAAAGAACGAAUGGAUAUAUUUUACAACAAAGUAUGUUAUGUUAUAACUUUAUAAUAGUUUUAUAUUCAAAUUUGACAAAAAUCUUCCCAUUAUUAAUGCUGUUUUAUAAUUAUCUUAUAAAUGUGUGAUUUAUUAAUCAAUAUAAUUUUGUAUAGGUUCAAAAGGCACGAGAUUCUGGAUCAAUUAUAGCUAGAGAACUUUUAGCUGAAGCUGAACGUUUAGAAGUAAAGAGUAAAGCUACAUUGGUGUUGGCUGAAUUAUUAUUCGAUGAAAAAAUUCAUUUGCAGGUAAAUAUUUUCUUUUUUAUUAUUAUUUAUAUUCUUAUUGAUUUUAAAUAUAUUUAGUUGAAGAAACAUCGUGUCUUGUUCUUACGCUUUUGUCAUGAGGAUCAAAAAGCUCAACGAUAUUUGUUAGGUGGUAUUGAACAAGUAAUUGGACUCCACAAGAACAGUUUACUGCCAAAAGUCGCUGCAAUAUUAAAGGUAUGUUUUAUGUUAAAUCUGGUGUGAAUAUUUUUUUUAUUUAUGUUUAUUAAUGUUGAGCCUAGUUAUUCUAUGAUGCCGAUAUUUUGGAAGAAUCUAUUUUAUUGGAUUGGGCUAGUAAGAUUAGUAAGAAGUAUGUGUCUAAAGAAUUAAGCCAGGAAAUACACAACCAUGCUAAUCAGUUCAUAACCUGGUUACGUGAAGCUGAAGAGGAAGAAGAAAGUGGAGAAGACAGUGAUGAUGAUGUUGAGGUAAAAAUAAAAGCAAAUAUGUACAUCACUAAGGGAUGCCUUAUAAAACAAUUGUUUUCAUCAUUUAAUAUGUUUCGUUAAUAACAUAAGUUGUAUAUUACUUUAUUUUUCUUAUUUAAUAUAUAUAACUUCUUAUAUUUUAUUUUAUAUUUGAGAAUUGUUUUUAUUUUCACUCAAAGUUACACUAUUUUCUAGUGGAAUUAUCUUCAUAAAAAAAGAUAUAUUUACUAAUUAAUUCAAUUUUUUUUUUCAGAUCGAGUAUAAUGAUCGUAUUAAUUACACUAGCGCAUUAAAAGCACAACCUAAACCACCUGUCACCAAACCCGUAAUUGAAGAUGAUAAUGAAGAUGAUGUUGAUAUUGAUGCCAUCUGA